AUGGCGGCAGCAAUCAAGGCCCUCAAUGCGAAGAUUCGCUCCAACCCCUACACCGACUACAUCUGCUCGACCCGUGAGUUGCCCUGCGAGAACAAGACUUUGAUAUCGCGCCGCAUCCAAGCACAAUCACAACAUCUCGUCUUGCGAUCGCCUGUUCACCUACCUUGCAACUCCUAUACUAACAUGGAGGCUCUGUGCAGANNCUUCUGGGGUCCCGCAUCUAACUUCGGUAUCCCUCUCGCUGCCGUCAUGGACACACAAAAGGACCCCGAAAUCUUGGGACUAAUACGCACACGCACCACAGUNAUCUCGGGAUCCAUGACACUCGCUCUCUGCGGUUACUCUGCUACAUUCAUGCGCUACGCCAUGGCCGUCACNCCCGUGAACUACCUCCUCUUCGGCUGCCACUUCGUCAAUUUUGGCGCACAGGCUACUCAGGGAUACAGAUACCUCAACUACUGGAAGUACGUCUCUCAAUUUUCCCGGCGCAUGUUGCUGCACAAUUCAAUGCUGACACGCGCCCUUCUNAGCUUCGGCGGUAAAGAGCUUAGAGAGAAGGCUACCCAAGAAGCUUCUCACAUCGCAGAUCAGGCCAAGGCUGCCGCCAACAAGGUCGAGAGCAAGGCCAAGGAGGUCGCCAACAAGGUCACCAGCUCAUAA
This is a messenger RNA of Aureobasidium musti, 660 nucleotides long. The record is from the annotation of a GenBank genome assembly. NCBI's taxonomy places the organism in Eukaryota, Fungi, Ascomycota, Dothideomycetes, Dothideales, Saccotheciaceae.